This is a messenger RNA of Aegilops tauschii subsp. strangulata, 1083 nucleotides long. The record is from RefSeq and is a predicted model, not a curated record. Lineage: Eukaryota; Viridiplantae; Streptophyta; Magnoliopsida; Poales; Poaceae.
AUGGAGAAGAGGCCGAUGGAGGCCCAGGACCUGGAUGGGGAGCGGCGGCGGGAGAGAGACCUGCGGGAGAAGGCGUCGAAGGAGAUGCGCGCGAGGCAAAGUGGUAGAUCCGACCGCUACCAAGAGCAAGUGGGGCGCGAGGGGGAUUGGGGUCCUCCUCCCCCCUGGUGGAUCCAGCAGCAGGAGAGAAAGAAGAAGAAGAAGGAGAUGGCGCGUCGGCGGGAGUUGGAGCGGAAGCCAAUGGAUCACCCUAACUGUGGUGGUGGCCAUGGGGAUCCACUGGCUAAGAGGCCCAGGGCGGCUUCCGCCCCCCUGACGGUGCCGCUCCUCCCUGGAUCGAAGGGUACGGUGGACGAACCCAUUCCAGUGGAGGAUGUGCCGAAGGCCCCGGAGGUGGAAUGCUUCAAGUGCGGGCGACUUGGUCAUUUCCAGUCGCAGUGCAAGUUCAAGCCCUUGUGUGUGCUGUGCAAGGAGGAGGGACACGCAUCUGCGCACUGCCCGACGAGGGGUCGGCAGCCUUGUUUGCAGAUCAUGGGUAGCGCAAUUUCUGGGGAAGGUUUCUUUUGUCUGCAGUUCGAAGAGGAGGAGGAAUCCGAGGGUCCACGGCAGCUCUCUGUUGGCAACGCCGCCAUCCUCUCGGCUGAGCCUGGACGUCUGAGCCUGCGGAUUCUUAUCCAGGAGCUCAACCACAUGGUCACGGGGGACUGGGACUGGCAAGUCACCCAAGUAGGAGUGGACGAUUUCAUGGUGGUGUUCCCUUCAGCGGAUCUCCUGCAUAUGGCUCGGACUAGUGGCAAGCUUUUCCUUUCUAUCAACGAUAUCAUUGCUAGGGUGCGUGAUGUGGAGCAAGAGGUGAUCCCCCCGAUGGUGAUGCCAGAAGCUUGGGUGCGGCUCUACGGGAUCCCUGAGAAACACCGCAAGAUUGAGCGAAUCAAGGAGGCUUUUAAGAUGCUGGGACGCCCGAUCGUGGUCGACGAGCUUUCCCUCAUAAAGUUGGGGCCUGUGAGGAUGAAACUGGCUUGCAAGUCGCUGGCUAAACUUAACGGCACGGUCGAGGUGUGGUUUAAUCAAGAAGGGUACUAG